Messenger RNA from Cetraspora pellucida, 924 nucleotides. NCBI's taxonomy places the organism in Eukaryota, Fungi, Glomeromycota, Glomeromycetes, Diversisporales, Gigasporaceae. The record is from the annotation of a GenBank genome assembly.
AUGGAGUCAUCAAAAACGAACAUUCAACAACCUUUUAAAGUUAAUGUCUCACGAAACAAUAAAGCUUUUAUUUGGGAUGCUGAAACCGUCCAUGCGUUACGCAAAGAUCAUCGCAUAGUCGGCUCAUUUGUCGGCAGUCUUCCUCGAUAUCCAUUACAAAAUCAAUUUCUCGGGUUACCCCUCUCCUUAAUGCCCGAAGAAGUGACUUUACUUUUAUCCAAAGGAAUUAUUGUUUUAGUUGAUGAUGAAAAAAGUCAUUUAGUACCUACAAAAUCACAAAUUGAAGAAUUUGAAAAAAAUAAAUCGGAAAAUGAGAAUCAACAACUACAAGAUUAUUUACGUUUUAUACAAGAGAAGAGAGCUAAAUUUCGAUCUUUAAAUAAAAAUAAAUUUAAAGAAAAAGAUGCAAAAGAGACAGACAAUAUCCUUGAUAACGAUCUUAACGAUUCAUCUUCCCAACAAUUUCGACCCGAAUCACAAGAUGAACAUGAAACUUCACUGAUUAAAGCUUUUGCACCAACUAUUACUAUUAAAACAUCAUCAACAUCAUUUGAAUGGUACAAUGAUAAUGAUUAUUGUUUUAACUCCCUAGAAACAGCUAGACUGGCUGGGUUGUGGAUAUGGCCAUCGACACCCAAAGAGGAAUAUAAAUUUAAAGUUUAUUGUGAUCUUUGGAAUCGUGGAUAUUUUUUAACGAGUGGUAUCAAAUUUGGUGGUGAUUAUUUAUUAUAUCCAGGCGAUCCUUUUCGCUAUCAUAGCCAUUUUAUUGCAACGAUUUUUGAUAUAAAUAAUGAGAUUACACCAAUGGACAUCAUUACAUUUGGUCGUUUAGGAACAGCUGUUAAAAAAUCAUAUAUGUUAUGUUCAUGGGAUAUGAAUCAGGAUAAAGCAGUGUACGUUUGUAUAGAAUGGGCUGGAUUUUAA